This is a messenger RNA of Symbiodinium sp. CCMP2592, 315 nucleotides long. Lineage: Eukaryota; Dinophyceae; Suessiales; Symbiodiniaceae. The record is from the annotation of a GenBank genome assembly.
AUGGAUCAUUUAGAUGAUCAUGAUGUUGACUCAGUUGAACGGCCGGGACACGAGCAGAACCGAUACAACCAUGCUUCGCAGUCGUGUCGUCCAAAAAUGCAGGAUCGGUCGUUGUUCUCCCUGGCAGGCGACGUGCGAGUACGGCAAGACUUGGAAACUUUGGGGAGCUUGCGUCGUCUGCGAGGACAACGGCCGGAGGGGGAGGCCGUUGAAGCCGAGAUGAUCCAACGGAGCCCGUUCGAAGCUUGGACGCCGGCCUGCCACUCCGGCGCCGUCGUCUUGCAGCAAACCCAGGCCUUCGAUUGCCGUGAAUGA